Molecule: messenger RNA, 671 nt
Organism: Sitodiplosis mosellana (orange wheat blossom midge)
Lineage: Eukaryota; Metazoa; Arthropoda; Insecta; Diptera; Cecidomyiidae
Product: CDAN1-interacting nuclease 1-like
Exons: 3
Source: RefSeq, a predicted model, not a curated record
AUGUCAGAUACUCGCAAUAAUUGUAAACAGGGGCUUACCAUUCAUUGUGAACAAGAGUUGCGGAAAUUUUUCAGCCAUAUCGAUCCACAAGUUUUAUCAGCGAUUUUAUCAAAGGAAUGGCAAAAACACAUAAAACAAUGGCAUCAUAGGAUUGCACGAUCUGGAGCAGACUUGUUAAGAGAGUACAAACAACAAUCUGGAGCAAGGGGCGACCCAUUUAUUUUACUGCAAAUUGCCACACGUGAAAACUUUUCACCGGUUUCUCUGUGCCGCAUUUUGCUGAGCAUGGGAUUUGAGGGAAAACCGAAAUCAGUAACCAAUGAAAUGAUGAAACAUCCAUACUUAAUUCCUGACCCUCUGUUGGCGUUGAAUGUUCUGAAUUGUCUCCACAAUGACAAGUCUGAUGGUCCAUUGACUGAUUUAAAACGACAAACCAUUGGUGAAGAUUAUGAAGUGCGAUUGAAAAAAAUGGCCUCAGAUGCGGGCUUGGAGUUUCAUGACGAAGUGCAUUUGAGACGAUAUGGAUAUGACAAGACACCGGAUUUAAAAUUGGCCGUACCUUGUAUGUACAAAGGAAAGAUAAUCAAUUGGAUCGAGAGCAAGGCAUCAUUCGGCGAUAUGACUUCACAUCGGCAAUAUGUGAACGAUCAAUUGUCUAGCUACGGAAAUAG